AUGGAUACUACCGAUUCUCCACGUACAGCAAGCGAGAUCACGCCUCUGAUCCCUGCUGAGGUUUCGAAAAGACCUAAAACGCCUCUUCCAAAAUUCCAGAUAGGCAUACUUAUGAUGUUACACGUUACAGAACCUAUCGCUUCGAUGUCUAUAUUCCCGUACAUCAAUCAGCUCAUUAUAGAACUUGGCAUGACUGGAGGGGAUGAUGCGGCUGUAGGCUAUUAUGCUGGAAUAAUUGAAUCUCUGUUUUUCGUCAUGCAGGCACUGACAGUACUAAAGUGGAGCCGGUUGUCCGACCGCAUUGGACGCAAACCGGUGUUAUCCAUCGGGCUAUUAGGAACUUGCAUUUCAAUGCUAUGUUUCGGCCUCUCCACUACCUUCUGGAGCCUUGUCAUCAGCCGCUGCAUGUGCGGAGUACUGAACGGCAACAUUGGAGUCUUGAAGACCAUGAUGGCUGAAUUAACGGACUCUACAAAUAUGGCUCAGGGAUUUGCCUUGAUUCAGAUCUUCUGGAGGAUUGGAACUUUUGCUGGCCCUCUAAUGGGCGGAAUGCUCGCGCGUCCACAAGAUAGCUGGCCCAUAUUAUUCGCCCAUUCAUUUUGGAGCGAAUACCCAUACUUCCUACCUUGUGCAGUGGCUGCUUGUCUCGUUGUCAUCGCCUAUCUCAUGAUGUUAUUUUUCUUAGAAGAGACAUUGUCAACCAAGCGUCGAUCAAAGUUGACAUCGACUGCCCUCAGUGUUCCAAACGGAGCCGGCAUUGACGAUCGAGAAGUACUUGCGCAAAAAUCCAUGGCAGAUAUGCCCAUGCGGUCUCUGCUCACGCGUCCCAUUGUCAUUCCAAUUGCAAACUACGCCAUGCUCUCCUUCCUUGACAUUUCCCUCCGGACUCUGAUGCCGUUGUUCUUUUCGACGCCUAUGUAUCUCGGCGGUCUUGGCUUGGCUCCUUCUUCCAUUGGCUCAUGGCUGGCGUUGUUUGGGAUUGCGGAUGGUGUCUUUCAGGCAUUUUUCUUCGCAAAAAUAGUCGAUUGGCUCGGGCCAAAGCGUCUCUUCUGCGUGUCUGUGUCGUGCUUUGCACCAGUCAUGCUUAUGUUUCCUAUCAUGUCGUGGCUUGUACACGCAAGGGGGGUGGUUGAUCAUGCAAUCACGUUUGCAUUGCUUUGCCAACUAGUUCUAGCAGUAAUAUGGGGUAUGGUAUUUGGGACUGUCUUCAUGUUUAUCACGGCCUCUGCUCCUGCAAAGAACGUCCUCGGCGCUGUCAAUGGUCUUGGCCAAACCUCCGCGUCUGUGGCUCGUGCCGUCGGGCCCGCAUUAGCGACCUCGCUCUUUGCGUUUUCAAAGGAACACAAUCUUCUCAACGGAAACGCCGUAUUUGUCGUCUUGGUCAUGCUGACUGGUGUAUUGGGGUGGCUGGGAUUGCAGUUGUCAGAUGAAAUACAAGAUAGGGAUGACUGA
Suillus paluster is the source of this 1452-nucleotide messenger RNA. Its product is annotated as major facilitator superfamily domain-containing protein. The transcript is spliced from 7 exons. Gene Ontology annotation, biological process: transmembrane transport. Gene Ontology annotation, molecular function: transmembrane transporter activity. Bases 1 to 1452 code for a protein of 483 amino acids. NCBI's taxonomy places the organism in Eukaryota, Fungi, Basidiomycota, Agaricomycetes, Boletales, Suillaceae. The record is from RefSeq and is a predicted model, not a curated record.